GACUUAAAUGUAAAUGUACUCCAAAACAGCUAUAGCUGAAGUCAGAAGUUUACAUACACUUAUGUUGGAGUCAUUAAAACUCAUUUUUCAACCACUCCAGAAAUUUCUUGUUGACAAACUAUAGUUUUGGAAAGUCGGUUAGGAUAUCUACUUUGUCAGAAUUUUACAUACACUAAGUUCACUGUGCCUUUAAACAGCUUGGAAAAUUCCUGAAAAUUAUGUCAUGGCUUUAGAAGCUUCUGAUAGGCUAAUUGACAUAAUUGUAGUCAGUUUGAGGUGUAGCUGUGGAUGUAUUUUAAGGCCUACCUUCAAACUCAGUGCCUCUUUGCUUGACAUCAUGGGGCAAUGAAAAGAAAUCAGCCUUAACCUCAGGAAAAAAUGUGAUGACCUCCACAAGUCUGGUUCAUCAUUCGGAGAAAUUUCUAAACGCCUGCAGGUAUCACGUUCAUCUGUACAAACAAUAGGACAGGACCGUGUGAAGAUGCUGGAGGAAACAGGAACAAAAGUAUCUAUAUCCACAGUUAAACAAGUCCUAUAUCGACAUACCCUGAAAGACAGCUCAGCAAGGAAGAAGCCACUGCUCCAAAACCGCCAUAAAAAGCAAGACUACAGUUGGCAAAUGCACAUGGGGACAAAGAUCGUACUUUUUGGAGAAAUGUCCUCUGGUCUGAUGAAACAAAAAUAGAACUGUUUGGCCAUAAUGACCAUUGUUAUGUUUGAAGUUAAAAGGGGGAGCCAAAGAACACUAUCCCAACCGUGAAGCACGGGGGUGGCAGCAUCAUGUUGUGGGGGUGCUUUGCAGCAGGAGGGACUGGUGCACUUCACAAAAUAGAUGGCUUCAUGAGGAAGAGAAAUUAUGUGAAUAUAUUGAAGCAACAUCUCAAGACAUCAGUCAGGAAGUUAAAGCUUGGUCGCAAAUGGGUCUUCCUAAUGGACAAUGACCCCAAGCAUACUUCCAAAGUUGUGGCAAAAUGACUUAAGGACAACAAAGUCAAGGUAUUGGAAUGGCCAUCACAAAGCCCUGACCUCAAUCCAAUAGAACAUUUGUGGACAUGUAUGAGCAAGGAGGCCUACAAACCAGACUCCCGUUACACCAGCUCUGUCAGAAGGAAUGGGCCAAAAUUCACCCAACUUAUUGUGGGAAGCUUGUGUAAGGCUACCUGAAACGAUUGACCCAAGUUAAACAAUUUAAUGGCAAUGCUACCAAAUACUAAUUGCGUGUAUGUACAUUUCUGACCCACUGGGAAUGCUAUGAAAGAAAUAAAAGCUGAAAUAAAUCCUUAUCUCUACUAUUAUUCAGACAUUUCACAUUCUUAAAAUAAAGUGGUGAUCCUAACUGACCUAAGACAGGGACUUUUUACUAUGAUUAAAUGUCAGGAAUUGUGAAACUGAGUUUAAAUGUAUUUGGCUAAGGUGUAUGUAAACGUCCGACUUCAACUGUAACUAAGUUUUCAGAUGUUCCUUUUUGUGUCUUUCCCUUUAAAAAAUGACUGGCAAGCUGUUGUCAGGGGAAGUGAUGGUCCACCACGUUAUAAAAAAUCGCUAUCUAAAUCAUAAAAUUCAUUUAAAAAAAAAAGAAAUGGGAGGGAGUGUGGCUUAUUUUUAUGUUAUGCAUAAAGUUAGCAGUGUUGUUAAGGUUAGGUUUAAUAUACAAUUUUAAGAAGAUCAUGUGUAGAAAUAGGCGGGGUUUAUGACUUAGUGCCUUUGGUGACUAGUGACGACGGUUGAAAACAUGCUAACGUUAGCUAGUUAAACAAAGUAAACAUACCAGCUGGCUCUCUAGCGUGUUGGCUAACAUCCAACGAAUGGGUGCCUAGUUACUCCACAACAAAACAUAUAUUAAGGAGAUAUAUUUUAUAUCUACAGUAAUGGCAGGCACCACAGUAGCUAAGAUGGAGGUGCUGUGUUUCCGGUUGCCAGGUCACGGUGACGCCACGCUAAAGAGCAUGAACUCUCUGAGGUCCCGGCAGCAGUUCUGUGACAUCACCAUCGUGGCCAGCGGCAGGCAGACAUUCCGGGGACACAAAGUGGUCCUGGCUGCCUGCUCCCCCUUCCUCAGGGACCAAUUCCUGCUUAACCCUUCCUCUGAACUGCAGGUGUCAGUCCUUCACAGCUCCUCGGUGGUAUGUGAGCUGCUCCAGUCCUGCUACACCGGUGUGCUGCAGUUCAGCCCCAAGGAGAUAGUGAAUUACCUGACGGCCGCUAGCUACCUGCAGAUGGAGCAUGUUGUGGAGAAGUGCCGGGGAGCCCUGGGCAAGUACAUGCAGCCAAGGAACCCCAGCUCACCAAAGAUCAAGUCAGAAGAGAGUCACUCGAUGCCAGUGACAGUCAGUGGCAGCAGUCAAUCCCUUAUGUCGACCUCUAUUGAUAAUUCCCCCUCACUGCAGCCUCACAGCCCUGUACAGUCUCAGGUUGAUGACCAUACAGACUCGUACACUAAGACAGAUAUACGUCACGAUGACGAACAUAACACUCUGGAUGAGAUCAAGGUGAGGGUAACAGAGGAGGAUGAGUGCCCGGACGAUUAUGACAUGAUCCGGAUGUGCGAGGAGGGUGAGGAAGAGGAGGGUGAGCAGGAGCUGGAAGAGAGGCGAGAGGUAGAGGAGGGCGGUGAAGAAGCCACAGAGGGCCAUCAGGGGGGCCAGUGUCCAGAUACGGACAGUGUCAUAGUGGGAGGGGGUGAGGGGGACGACGUGACCCCAGCCGAAAUGGCUAUCCGCAUCAGCAGCUUCGAGAGGGAAGGGCUCCGCGCCUGGAGGCGGCGACUCACCGACUCACCGAAAGUGGGCCGGGGGAGGGGCUUCAAGAGGAAGCGUGGCUCGUACCAUGAGAGGGAGAGGAGACCUCGAGGUAUGCAGUACCAGGAGGCAUGGCGUAUGCCCACUGGGGCAGAGAUGAUGCAGAGCUUCAGCCUGGACUUCAGCCAGGAAGCCACAAGGUCAGUGUUCCCCUCGGGGAGCGAGCUCCCACGGCUAGACUACGGGAUGGGGGACUCUCAGGGAGAGGUGCUGGUACCUCGGGAUGGGAAUGGGCCGGUCCACUACAGCCUGGACGACCCCAGUGGUGAUGGAGGGGAGGGUAAUAUGGGAAUGUCGGCUGUGCCAACAGGUGGUGACGAGGCGGGGGAUGAGUCUGUCGCAGUGGUAGGCUCCACCUCCAGCACAGCGGGGCCGGUGGCUUGUGAGCAAUGCGGCUUGACCUUCCCCUCUGCACACUACCUGGCCGUCCACUCGCGCGCCACCCACUUACUGUACGUGUGCCCCUGCUGCGGCAAGCACUUCAACCACUCCAGCAACCUCAACCGCCACAUGACCGUGCACCGUGGUGCCAAAGUCCACCGCUGCCAGCUCUGUGACAAGACAUUCACGCAGAAGUCCACGCUGUGCGAUCACAUGAACCUGCACAGCGGCGAGCGGCCCCACUGCUGCGCCUACUGCCAAUCACGCUUCGCCCACAAGCCGGCACUGCGGCGCCAUCUCAAAGAGCAGCACGGGAAGACGACCGCUCAGAACAGCCUGGAGACACAGGCCGAGAUGGAGAGAGUGGCAGGGGAAGGAGAGGGAGACACUCAGGACAGAUUUGACUUUUGACAAGGACACUGUCCAAAGUGUACUCUCAUUGACUAAGCAUUACAGGUUGCGGUUGGAGGUAAAGAGGGCUUAUUCAAGCAAGCGUGCCUUUUGCCCAAAGAGUGGUUUUGAGUGUGCCUUCAGACUUGAAAAAGGGGGAAACUAUGUCCUACACGGCCGUGGUUCUGGAGGACUGGAGUUGUGUAAACCUCAGUUUUCGAUCUGUCUCAUUUGUAACUCACUGGCUGACCAAUAAAAUAUUUUAAUUUGUG
Messenger RNA from Oncorhynchus masou masou (cherry salmon), 3841 nucleotides. Its product is annotated as zinc finger and BTB domain-containing protein 12-like. The coding region runs from base 1869 to 3590 and encodes 573 amino acids. Gene Ontology annotation, cellular component: nucleus. Gene Ontology annotation, molecular function: protein binding; DNA-binding transcription factor activity, RNA polymerase II-specific. Gene Ontology annotation, biological process: regulation of transcription by RNA polymerase II. NCBI's taxonomy places the organism in Eukaryota, Metazoa, Chordata, Actinopteri, Salmoniformes, Salmonidae. The transcript is spliced from 5 exons. The record is from RefSeq and is a predicted model, not a curated record.